AUGGGCGUCUCAGCCGGCAGCACAAGCGUGGACGCUGGACGGGGCGACAGGGAGAGGUCGAUGGGCACCUGCAGAAGCGUAGAUGCAACAAGCAAAAACCAGAAACCAGUCCCAGAGCAAGCUGCAAGCGUGCGAGGACCGAGCAGCGCGGGCCUCGUCGUCGGCACGCUAUCCAGCUGGCAAAAGUCCCCACGGCACCCAAGCCCGCUACGUCUGCACCUCAAAUGGCCCGUGCCCGGCCAGCUGGGGAUGAUUACACGGGUGGAGCACACCUAUUCCCGCUCCGUCCGUUUCCUAUUCGACGUCAAUCUGGUCAUGUACGUUCAGACGUGA
Messenger RNA from Pyrenophora tritici-repentis Pt-1C-BFP, 333 nucleotides. Lineage: Eukaryota; Fungi; Ascomycota; Dothideomycetes; Pleosporales; Pleosporaceae. The record is from RefSeq and is a predicted model, not a curated record.